AUGAGAAUUUUCUGCGAUCAUAGGUCGGGAGUGAGUUGCGUUGCGAUGAGUUGUGACGGACGACGUGUUGUAUCUAGAUCCGUGGACAGGAACGUGCGGGUGUGGGAUAUGGAGACUAGAGCACAAGUCAGGGAGGCAUCAGAUGGAUACAGGUGUGGGGUAAUAAGCGUUGCGAUUAGUGAGGACGGGAGACGUGUGGUAUCUGGAUCGUUGGACAAGAGCGUGCGGGUUUUGGACGUAGAGACGGGAGCACAAGCCGGGGCCUCGUUAGUUGGACACACGCAUUUCGUGGCUAGCGUUGCGAUAAGUGGGGACAGAAGACGUGUGCCAUCUGGAUCGUGGGACAAGAGCGUGCGGGUUUGA
This is a messenger RNA of Chondrus crispus (carragheen), 363 nucleotides long. Its product is annotated as WD40 repeat-containing protein. The transcript has a single exon. Bases 1 to 363 code for a protein of 120 amino acids. The record is from RefSeq and is a predicted model, not a curated record. NCBI's taxonomy places the organism in Eukaryota, Rhodophyta, Florideophyceae, Gigartinales, Gigartinaceae. Gene Ontology annotation, molecular function: protein binding.